UGGCGAAUGAGAGCAGGUGUGUGGGCGUGUUUAGUCCGAGGUUGGGCGUGCCAAGCACGCGGUGUGUAUCCGGGGUUAGGGCACGCACGUGCUUCGUCUUGUUGCAGAAAGAAGCAGGCGGCGCGUGCAGUGCAGAGAGUGAGCUCGAGCUGCUGCAGAGUUGUGAUUGGCGUGUCUGCUGGAAGCUUGCUGCACUCUGCUGCUCUGAUCCGUUGGAGACCCACCUGCACUGACUGCUUCUCUUUGGUGGGUCGUGCUGUGAUUUCCUUCACGAAGCCCCCUCUGCUGCCCCAGGCGAUGGAAAGGAUGGAGCCUGAAGGCACCCUGGACAGGGUAGCGGAGAAGCGCCCCUGUCCAGAGGAAGUGAACACCUGCCCAGGGAGCGCCAAAAAACCCAAACUGCAGGAGUCUAAGAACGGGGGGAGUGAGAAGAGAGAGGAGGAGGAGGAGGAAGAGAUGCCUGUGGAGGAGGAGAGCGAGGGAGAGGAGCUGGCAGGGCAAGGACAGGGAGGAGAAAGCUUUGCAGACAUGAUGAAGCACGGACUCACAGAGAAGGAUGUUGGGAUACUGAAGUUCGUCAGCAAACACGAGGGUUUCUCCGGGAUCCUGAAGGAGAGGUACUCAGACUUUGUGGUCCAUGAGAUCAGUAAAGAGGGCACAAUUUUGCAUCUGGACGACCUGUCUGUGCCUGUGGAUUCAGAGGACCCUCCUCUGGAUGUGUCGGAGGUGCUGACUGAGGAGCAGAAAAAGCAGCUGGAGGAUCUGCAGCAUUUCAAGAACAAGGAGGGCACUGUGUCCCUGGAGGUCCUGGAGGACACUAAAGAGAAGCGCACUCUGCUGCACCAGGCAGUGAAGUCUCUGUUCCCAGGGCUGGAGACAAAGACUGAGGAGCGGGAGGGACGCAGGUUCAUUGUGGCCUACCACGCUGCCGGGAAGAAAGCACUGGCAGAGCUCCGAACUGCACCAGCCCCCAGGAAGCACUCGUGGCCCAAGAGCAGAGGGAAUUUCUGCCACUGCACCCUCUACAAGGAGAACAAGGACACCAUGGAGGCCAUCAACGUGCUCUCCAAGUUCCUCAGAAUAAAGCCGAACCUCAUUUCCUACAUGGGAACCAAAGACAAAAGGGCGAUCACCGUCCAGAGGAUUGCUGUGCAAAAGAUCACUGCUCAGAGACUUUCUCACCUCAACACGUGCCUGAUGAACUUCAAGCUAGGGAACUUCUCGUACCAGAAACACCCCUUGAAACUGGGGGAGCUGCAGGGAAACCACUUCACUGUGGUAAUCAGGAAUAUCUCCGGGUCGAAUGAGCAGGUGGAGCAGGCUAUGCUCUCCCUGCGGGAGACGGGAUUCAUCAACUACUACGGCAUGCAGCGUUUCGGGACCACUGCGGUGCCCACCUACCAGGUCGGGAGGGCCAUUCUGCAGGGCAAUUGGAAGGAGGUGAUCGAUUUAAUCCUGAAGCCCCGUCCUGGAGCUGAGAAGGGGUACCUGGUGCAGUGCCGUGAGGAGUGGGCUCGCUCGCAGGACCCCGAGGCUGCGCUCGGGAAGCUGCCGGUGAAGCGCUGUGUGGAGGGGCAGCUGCUGCGUGGACUCUCCAGCUACGGGAAGAACAACAUCAUCGCUGCGUUCGGCAUCAUCCCCAGGAACAACCGCCUGAUGUACAUCCACAGCUACCAGAGCUACAUGUGGAACAACCUGGUGAGCCGGCGCAUUGAGGAGUUUGGGCUGAAGGCAGUGCCGGGGGACCUGGUGCUGAGGGGAGCGACGGCAGAGCCCCUGUCCGAGUCAGAGGUUGCUGAUUACUCCAUCCACGACGUAGUGAUGCCUCUGCCUGGCUUCGAUGUCAUUUACCCCACACACACGAUUGGGGACGGCUACAAAGAGAUGAUGGAGGCAGAUGGCCUGGACAUCAACAACAUGAGGCACAAGAUCCGCGACUACUCCCUCUCCGGAGCGUACCGCAAAAUCAUCACCCGCCCGCAGGAAGUCAGCUGGGAGGUGAUCUCAUACGAUGAUCUCAAGAUCCCGCUGGUCCACACUGACAUUGAGAAGCUGGAAGGGAAGCUGCCGCCUGUGUAUCCUAAAGAAGGGCAGUACCGCGCGCUGCGGAUGGAGUUCUCCCUGCCCCCCUCCUGCUACGCCACCAUGGCGAUCCGCGAGGUGCUGAAGAUGGACACGAGCAUCAAGAACCAGACGCAGCUCAACACUGUGUGGCUGCGCUGAGGCUGGCUGCGGGCAGGGCGCCGGACACUCUGUGUGUGUGUGUGUGUGUGUGUGUGCGUGUGUGCGUGCGUGCGCAGGGGUGGAAAUGACACCUACUGCAGAGCAGUCUGAUCCAUUCCUGGUUUUACUAUGAGUUCAAUAAGACACACCUGAGCUUGUUACCUACUGUAUACACAGCGGCUAAUCAAGCUUGUAAUAAAACUUGGCAUGGGUGAAAUUCCUGUGCAAUAGGAGUCUUAACUCUAUCCCUUGUGUGUGUGAGAGAGAGGCAGCAGUGAUGGAAACCCGCUUUGUCAUAAAGGGUGGGACUGUGCCAUUGUGUUAUUUGUCCCUGUUUGUUCAGAGUUCGGUCUGCAUCCCGUCUAUAACGUGCAGGCAGGGUAACUGCACAAUACUGUUGCACUGUGUGUGUGUGUGUGUGUGUGUGAGAGAGAGUGUUUUAGACUCUAGUUUUGUGAGCAUGGCAGAAUGGCUGACACACUCUUCGGUAAUGUGGGGUGGGGAGGCUGGGGGUGGGUGUGUGUGUGUGUGUGUGUUUGUUUUUUGCUGACAUGGUCCUCUGUGUGUGUGUUUGUGAUGUGGAUGCUGUCCUGACCUUGCAGAGCUCAGAGCUGCCUGGUGCAUUGAGGGUGUGUGCCCUUGUACCUGAGCAGAGUCCAGACCAAGGCUGGAGCUCCAGUGAGCACAGGGCCUGCCACACAAGAGCAAGAGAAGAAAGCAGACUUUCCCAUGCUCUGUGAAGAACAGUCCCUGUAGCUGCUUCAGAACCACAGUGUAAUGUAAUGUAAUGUAUGAUGGCUCAUUUUGUCUUGCAAGAGAUUUUUAACGAGAAAAAAUAAUGAGAACAUACCUGUUUGAAUUUAAUUUUUAAUGAAGAGGUGUGUGGGAGUGUUCUAGAUGCUGAAGGGUUCUGUAUCUUGUGAUUUUGCUGCCUUGGCGCGAGUAUUCAGUGGAAGAAAGGGGCGGAUCAGAUCAUUACAGGCUCCUUGUCCACUGAGGGGCAUUUGGGUUGCAUUUAAUCUGUGUUCAGUCUCAAGGCUAGACAUGUGAAGCAGCAGCUGCAGCUCCCCAGAGCUACCUGUCGGGUGGCUUCACUGCUCUCACAGAAUCCAAACAUCUUAUGGAAAUUUAAAAAAAAACAUUAAAUACCAUGCAGAAGUUUCAUCCGAUUUGGGUGAGUGGUUCCCAAAGUUUCAUUAAACAGGAAUGAAUGCUGUAAGGUAUGGUGGCCUGCUUUCAAAGCAAGGAGAGCUAGUGGAAGCUCUUGUAACAACAGGCUCUUCAAAUGUGUGAGACCAGAGCUGUUGUGAUGCCCUCCUGAACUUGUUCUUGGGAAUCCACGCAAGUGGUUUCACUCGCGUGACAUGAGCACUUGUCUCUGAAGAUUAGUGUAAGAAUGUAACGGCUGCAGCCCGUUUCCAGGAUACAGAAACACCAGCACAAAGUAAACCUUGUUCUCUUUUCGAGGGUUUUUAAACUGUACUUGUUUCAUUUCAACUUGAUUUAGUGUAACUGCUCAUAUCUUGGCACAAUAAUUAAACUUCAGUUUGAAAGUGCAGUUACUGCUUUGUGUUCAA
Molecule: messenger RNA, 3800 nt
Organism: Acipenser ruthenus (sterlet)
Lineage: Eukaryota; Metazoa; Chordata; Actinopteri; Acipenseriformes; Acipenseridae
Product: pseudouridylate synthase 7 homolog
Exons: 17
Coding region: 7-2223 (738 amino acids)
Biological process (GO): pseudouridine synthesis
Cellular component (GO): nucleus
Molecular function (GO): RNA binding; pseudouridine synthase activity
Source: RefSeq, a predicted model, not a curated record